UAUAGAUUUAUACAGCGAUUUAUAUACUUUUUAACAUAAUUUUGAAGAAUAUGUUAUUUUAGAUAAUUUUCUUUACUUUUUUAUUUAUUUUUAUAUAAUGUCUACUACACGACAAAAAACGCUAAGCAGCACCGUAGAAUCGGUUCCACGGGGUCGCACAAGCGAAUUUAAGUUCCCCAUUUUCCUAGGUCCAUGCGCCAGCAAAACAUUUUGCAGAAACGGAGAAUGCAAAGAAACUGAAAUAGAUGAAGAACAGCGUACUUACAAGUUGUCUUAUUUCCAAGCAUGCUUGUUCGCUACGGUUUUAGAAGAAAUUAUCUCGCAGUUACGCAUCUUAGACGCAUGCAACAUUCAACUUCGAUUAAACAAGACGAUGUCAGAAAUGAUGGUGCUACUCGGUGACAAGUAUGGGAUCGAGAGCAAACCGACUGGGGAUACACUGGACGAUAUAGACCCAAAGAACCUUAACUGCAUGAAGUACAAGUUAAACAAACUUCAGGCAGACAGAGAUUUUAUUUUACGAGUUAUGACCAAGACUUAUCAGAACCUAUGCAUAGAAAGAGACUUCCAGUAUUUGACGGAUUCAGUGAAUGAAAUCCUUCGAAAAUACGAGCACCUAUACCACCUCGCUGAAGAAGAACUCAAAAAUAAAAUGCAGCGCCGAGAAGCGAAUAAGCAGCUUCGCCAGCUAAGAAACCAUAUCAAAUCCGUCACAUACGACUCCAAUAGUGAAAUUGAAUCCCUCAGAUCGCAGGUAGAAGAUAUGGAGUUGAAAGCUAGGACCCGCGAGCGCUACGUCGAGGGCUGGCAACGAUCUCGCACCGAACAGAACCAGCAGACCCUGUACGAUAAGGAGAAAGGGCCAACGCAGACCAUCCUGGACCUCAAGCGUAAAGCCGAGCUAGAACAACGCGUCCACGCUGAAAUCGAACUUCUUACUACCAUCAAUAUUAAUGAAACUCUCGGAAAAGUAGAAAACUGGAUCGCCAAAUAUGAGACAGAUAUGGAAAGUAUUGACUUGAGGAUACAAGUAAUGAAGAAUGAUUACGAGAGUCUCCAAAACAAAAAUCAGCGCCUUGAGGAAACGAUAAAAGAACAUGCGGAAUCGAUAAACAAUUGGAAUACAUUCAAAAAUGAGCGAGAGGCAGCGCGUAAGCAUUGCGAAAAAAUGCACAAUUCCGCAGUCAUAAUACAAGCUUGGUGGCGAGGUUUGCUUGUAAGGAACCAGCUAGGCCCCUACAAACCAGUUAAGAAGAAAGGAGGGGCAUCAAAAAGUAGUGAAAAAUCCAAGAAGAAAUAAUAAAUUAUAGUAAUUGUCUAGAUGCGACAUGUACCUAUACUAUAUUCCUAAGUAGGCACUUGGUAGGUUUUUACUAUUUUGAGUUUAUUGAUUAUUCUAUUGACUUUUGGUUCAUUAUUUUUAUCUUUUGGUUUAAUAAAAUUUGAUUUGAAAUGCAA
Maniola jurtina (meadow brown) is the source of this 1458-nucleotide messenger RNA. RefSeq names its product dynein regulatory complex protein 9-like. Gene Ontology annotation, molecular function: protein binding. The transcript has 9 exons. Gene Ontology annotation, cellular component: motile cilium; cytoplasm. The coding region runs from base 98 to 1300 and encodes 400 amino acids. Gene Ontology annotation, biological process: cilium organization. The record is from RefSeq and is a predicted model, not a curated record. Lineage: Eukaryota; Metazoa; Arthropoda; Insecta; Lepidoptera; Nymphalidae.